Messenger RNA from Rhea pennata, 7987 nucleotides. It is a transcript of the gene HHIPL1, whose product is annotated as HHIP like 1. NCBI's taxonomy places the organism in Eukaryota, Metazoa, Chordata, Aves, Rheiformes, Rheidae. The record is from RefSeq and is a predicted model, not a curated record. The transcript has 9 exons. Gene Ontology annotation, cellular component: membrane. The annotation marks the transcript as partial.
CCGCGGCUGCGGCUGCGGCUGCUGCUGGCGGCGGCGCUGGCGGCGGCGCCGGCGCGGCCGCACCCGCAGUGCCUGGACUUCAAGCCGCCGUUCCGGCCGCCGCGGCCGCUCGCCUUCUGCGGGCGCUACGCGGCCUUCGGCUGCUGCGACGCGCAGCGCGACGGGGCGCUGCUCCAGCGCUUCUACCGCCUCAGCGCCCGCCUCGACGGGCCCACGUACGCCGCCUGCGCCGGACACCUGCAGGACCUGCUCUGCCAGGAGUGCUCUCCAUACGCAGCUCAUUUGUAUGAUGCUGAGGAUCCCUCCACUCCUGUUCGGACGAUCCCAGGGCUUUGCCAAGACUACUGCGUGCAAGUCUGGCAAAAAUGCAGGUCCAUUUUCCGCUAUCUCUCUACGGACAAAGAGUUAAUCGCCCUGGAGAACAACAUGGCCAAAUUCUGCCGCUAUCUGUCCUUGGAGGAUGUAGACUACUGCUUUCCUCACCUCCUGGUUAAUGAGAAUCUCAAUCAAAACCUGGGAUUCGUGACCGCCAACGCGGAGGGCUGUCUCCAGCUCUGCCUGGUGGAGGUGGCCAACGGGCUGCGCAACCCUGUUGCGAUGGUGCACGCAAACGACGGCACCCACCGCUUCUUCGUUGCUGAGCAGGUUGGCCUGGUGUGGACCUACCUCCCCGACCGAUCGCGGCUCGAAAAGCCGUUUCUGAACAUCAGUGAAGCUGUACUCACCUCACCUUGGGAAGGAGACGAGAGAGGUUUUCUAGGUAUUGUCUUCCAUCCUAAAUUCAGAUUUAAUGGUAAAGUGUAUGUCUACUAUUCAGUUGAAGUUCGUUAUGAAGAGAGAAUCCGAAUCAGUGAGUUCAGAAUUUCUCCUGGUGACAUGAAUACUUUGGACCAUGGUUCUGAAAGGAUAAUCCUGGAAGUGGAAGAACCAGCUUCCAAUCAUAACGGAGGAGAGCUGCUCUUUGGUGAUGAUGGUUAUCUUUAUAUAUUUACUGGAGAUGGAGGCAUGGCUGGGGAUCCUUUUGGGACCUUUGGAAAUGCCCAGAACAAAUCAACGUUGUUGGGCAAAGUGUUGCGGAUCGAUGUGGACAACAACGACCGUGGGCCUCUUUACAGAAUCCCCCCCGACAACCCUUUUCUCGAUGACCCAAAAGCUCGCCCUGAGGUCUACGCGUAUGGCGUGAGAAACAUGUGGCGCUGCUCGUUCGAUCGGGGCGAGCCUCGCACGAAGGAAGGGAAAGGCCGUCUUUUCUGCGGCGACGUAGGACAGAACAAGUAUGAAGAAAUCGACAUUGUAGAGAAAGGAAAAAAUUAUGGCUGGAGGGCAAGGGAAGGGUUCAGCUGUUACGAUAAAAAACUUUGCACCAAUUCUUCAAUAGACGAUGUGCUUCCGAUUUAUGCCUAUCCACACAAAAUGGGGAAGUCCGUUACGGGAGGCUAUGUCUAUCGGGGUUGUGAGUCUCCAAACCUGAAUGGCCUGUACAUAUUUGGUGAUUUUAUGAGCGGACGCUUGAUGUCUUUGAAGGAGAACCAUGCUACCGGAGAGUGGGAGUACAACGAGAUCUGCAUGGGGACGGGACAGACCUGCAUGUUCCCUGGGCUUAUCAAUAACUAUUAUCGAUAUAUCAUUUCUUUUGCUGAAGAUGAAGCAGGGGAGCUUUACUUCAUGUCCACUGCCAUACCAAGUGCUACUGCUCCUGCUGGAGUGAUUUACAAAGUGGUGGACACCUCUAGGAGAGCACCACCAGGAAAAUGCCGAGUUGAGCCUUUGCCAGUGAAAGUGAAAAGCAAGCUCAUAAAGUUUGUGCCAAAGGAGAGGCCCAUCGUGAGCGCCCCGACGCCGCGGCCGCGGGCCCCCGGCGGGACGCCGCGCGCGGGGGCCUCGCCGCCGGCCGCCAACGGGACCCGCGCGUCCCCGGCGCCGGGCGGCGGCGAGGGGCAGCGGAGGAGGCGGAGGAGGAAGAAGAAGAAGAAGAAGAAGGAGCCGCCGCCCGCGGGCGCCCCCCGCGACGGCGCCGUGCGGCUGGCGGCCGGGCGGGGGCCGGCGCGGGGCCGCGUGGAGGUGUUCGCGGCCGGCCGGUGGGGCACGGUGUGCGACGACGGCUGGGCGGCCGCCGCCGCCGCCGUGGUGUGCCGCCAGCUGGGCUUCGCGCGGGCGGCGCGGGCCAGCAAGGGAGCGGAGUUCGGCGCCGGGAGCGGGCUGCCCAUCCUGCUGGACGAGGUGCGGUGCUCCGGGCGGGAGCGCAGCCUGCUGGAGUGCGCCCACGCCGGCCUGGGCGCCCACGACUGCUCCCACGAGGAGGACGCCGGCGUGGUCUGCAGCCGCCGGCGCGAGGAGGAGGAGGAGGAGGAGGAGGAGGAGGACUGGUGAGGCCGGGGGGCGCCGCGGCCCAUUUGGGGCCUCCCCGCGGCGGCGCGGCGAGGCCGAAGGCGGCCUGGCCCGCGCGGCCUCGUGUCUCCCUGCCCUGGCCUCGGCCGCGCGUGGCCCGGCGUGGAGAUCUGCGGGCGCCUCCGGGCCAGCGCCUGCCCUCCUUGGCGGGACGCGGAAGCAGCGGGUUUUCGCUGGCUUUCCGUGCGCUAAGGGGCAGCGAUCCCUUUGCAGUGCUGUCCGUCGGGACGAUCCUAUUGACUGUCAAAGAGAAUGCACCUGUGUACCAGUCAAGAAAAUCAGGAAAAAUCGUAGUGGCCUGCCUGCAAACUGCUUCUUCUGUUUACUCUAGAAAUUUGGAGCUUUUCCCUGCAAGCAGGACUGUAAUCCGUUUUAACCCCGAAAAUCCUUUGUGCCUUUCUCCACUUCCUCAGGCGUCACGUAGCAUUACGUUUAUGCGUUCAGUUUCACAGGCAUGAACGAGUAGACAAGACAUCAUGUAUUGGAGUAAAAAUCCUGCAAUACCCUUUUUAAAGGAGAGCUUUAAAAACCUCGUUUUGUCUGAAAUGUGUUUUUCACCUAAGUAAUGAUUGGAGGCACGUUUCCCUUUUUUGCGGUCUCACUGCUAUUGGCAGCAUUUUACCUGUUAUUUUUUUCUGAUGUGAUAAAGAUAGGUUUUAUCUUACUGCUCAUGCAAGAACCAAGGGAAAGACAGAACAAAUGUAAAAUAAGUAGUGCAUCCAGCAAAGUUCAGAAGCAGGGCUUGGUAUCUCAAGCUCUUAAUUUGGGUAUUUAUUUUAUUUCCCCAGUUUCAAGUUGACAAUAUCCUCUUAAACACAAAACAGUGAUGCUUGUUUUAAAUAAGAUUGUUUUAAAUAGUUUUUCUUGGACUUUCUGGUAUAAUCAUUGAAUAUUUUUUGAUACUAAAGAACACCUUCACUGUAGGUGAUCAAACAAGUAGCACUGUUUUCCCAAUCUAUGUACGAUUUAAAGGGGAGAACAGACAUGUAACAUGCCUUUUGGGUAGUAUCACUUUUAUUUCAUUAGAGACGUAAAAAUGCCAUCAAGUACAACUUCCCACUGCAAUAAGGGUGCAAGUACAUCCACUUAAAGUGCAGAAAUUCACCUGAGAUGUGUCCAAAUGCUCAGGAAACAAAUAAGAGAGUCUUUUGUAAAUGCUAUGAGAGCAGUUGGCACCUAUUGAGCCAAUGGAACUAGAGGGUUGGUGGGGGGAAGAGAAAUGGAAAGUAAAGAUUAAAUAUUCUUCAGAAUUCAAGUUCCUUUGUUUCCUUAGCCGAAUUUCAACUGUUUGUGACAUUUUAAGGAGAAUUCUGCUUAAAAACUUCUGGGUAUAAAAAUGGCCUGCAUAGCAAAAGAUACUGUGCAGUAACUGAGAUGAUUUGAGGAUGUCUGUAAGAUGGGAGUUUCACUAUCAUUUUCCAAGCACUUAAGUAUUCCUUUUUUUUUUUUUUUUUUUGAUCUAGCUAUUAAUUACCCUUCUCCUGAGUUAGCCCAUUUGAACCUCCUGAGCAUCUGCAUCAUCAAAGGCCACCUAGUUCUUGCAUGCUGCUAGUUUUGACUGCCACCAACCCCCAGCUGACAAUCACUUAAUGGCACACAGUCUCUGUUGACAGAUUAAAGCAUAUGGAAACCAACCCACCAGGAUCAGCUGUUGGCAACAGAGAGCUUUGCAAGGAUGCAGCUGGCUCUACAAAUACAGAGCUGUAGCCCUGGAUGUAUAUUGAGGGAGUUAUGUGGGUGCCACAUAAAUCUCAGAGGAAAUAUUUAUUGGUAGAGGAAGACAGAGACUUGCAAACACAUCUUCUCCCUCUUAUCCUUUCUCCCAGCCUACAUGGAGUGGAAGAGCAUUGCAGAUAGGCAGCAAAAGCAUCUGAGUAUGUGUAGGCACGUAUGUGUAAAUGUAUGUGCAUGCCAGCUCAGUACAUUUUUACGAAGGUAGGAAGAUAAUUAUUGCAAGACUGUAAUAUUCAAAGCACAGAAGUACAUGUAUAUUUAAAUACCUGAUAUAUUAUCUGCUGUUUAAUAGGGUCUUUACUGGUAGCAUUUUAAAAUAUGUUUUUAUACCCAGCUCUCAUAUAAACUGAGCUUUCGAUAAACACUGCUGCUGCAUUUGAGUGUGCUAGUAUACCAGUCUGGAUGCUGAUUCAGGACAAGUGUCAAAAUAGCCUGGAAUAAUGCUGGUUAUCACAUUACAGCUGCUUUUUUCUGUGUUAUGUGCAGUCCUUGACUUCUGCCUCAUAGUAAUAGAGUUUAUUGCCUUCUCUCUUAAUACCACCUCUGUGAUUCAAACUGGAAUAUUUUGUAUUUUUCCUUCCACUGCUGUAAAGCGUAUGUGUUAUGUCAGAGCAGCUGUAUCUCAUGGAGGAUGCAGCCUACUUUCAGCCCACCUACCUCCUCUUCUUUGUCUCCAAGGUAGAGUAGAUGUGCAAAGAGCUCAGUUUUCUUUCACUUAUGCAGCUUCUGGUACCCAACAGGCAGCCCAAGCAUCUAUGCACUCUGUUACAUUCUGUGCUAUAGAUACAUCUUACAGGCAAAAAUUUGAGUGUCCUUAUAAUGGUCUUUCUGAAGGGUCAGAGAGACAAGUUUUCCCGCAAAUUACUGCAGAAAAAUUCUAGAGUUUUCUGCCAAAAUGAGGAAGAUGCAAGAAAUACAUAAGGCUUUGCUGUGGGAACACUCAAAGGCUGGCAGAGCUGUUCGGGGUGCUCAGAACCGAUGCCCGCCCCAUGAAGACGUGGUUUUAACGCAGCGCAGUGAGGAGGACGGCGGGCAGCAGUGGGCGUCAGGGCAGCUGCCACAGCACCCUGUUCCCUGCUGUGCUGCGUUGUUGCACCAAGCUUAUUUCUGCAUUACUGGGGUGCCAUGGCUUUGCACCUGAAGGGGGAAAUAAAAGAGCGGAUCAGCUGGCCAGCAAGCCUGCCCCGUGCCACGGAGCAGGGUGCCACUCCGUUGUGCAUGCCAGGGCCCUGCUUGGUUGUCUUUUGAUGACCAAUAACUGCGUUCCAAAAUUAACCUUGCGUUUUUCUCUGUUGUACAAACAAGUAAGACUCCAUACCCACCUGAUGUUUGUCAAUAUUCUGCCACCUCUUUCAUGGUCUUCAUGAGUUUUCAUGUCCAGGCUUUACUCUGGGGCACAGCUGGUGAGAGAAGGCAGGAAAAUGUGAAUCUGGGACUCCAGCAAAGAUUGGAUACACACAUGUGGGUGUAAGUAUUGCCAAAGAUUCUCUUUGGCUACAUCCGCAUUAGUAAAUGAACCAGGAAAACACUUAGAAAAGUUUCCUGGCAUUGGCAAUAAAUGACUUGUGUCAUUAAAUCUUUAGAGCAGUCCCCAGCAUGCUUUUGGCAGAGACCAGCCAGCACUCUCCCAAAUAAUCCUAGCAUAGGAUUCAGGAGUUCAGGAGUAAGUACAGGUGAGGGACCAUUCCCAGCAGCAGGCAGCUUGGAUGCAGCUGGCCAAUUUUGGAAGUAAAAGUAUUAAAUUGUGUAAAUGUGGGAUGUCGUGCACCAGCUACCUUUAAUCCUAGGGAACAACUCUGAUUUGAUAAAUAUAGGCGUAGGCUUUGUGAAAACUAAACCCAAGGUGACUGUUUUUUUCUUAAGGACUUAGUUUCAGAUUGCAAGGCUAUGUAAUGUUCUUGACAAUUUGUUUAUGGGGUGAUAAAGGAAUACAAAUUCUUGGAGCACAUCAGAAGUGCAGGGAGAAAAAGUGGUGGUUUUAUUUUUGUGCACUUGCUUUUGAACACAGUGAAUAUAUUGCUAGUAUUUGGACUGCUCACGUUUUUUUUCCCCUUUUCCUUUUACCAUGUAUUGUAGUUUUAGAUAGAUACCAGAUGAGUUGCAGCCCACAAGGUAUUUCAUUCCUGUUUGUGUAGCUGUUCUUUAAACCAACAUCUUAGACCAUGUUUUGCAGUGCCCAACAUUGCACAGACACCUAGGAGGUACAGGGAGUUUCUUGGGGAAGCAGCAGAGCCACUUUGGGGGCUGUUUUCACAGAGGCUCCAUCCAGGUGUAGGACAACGAGGGAUGUUCUUGUAUCGCGAAGGUCUGCCGGGGGCGAUUGCGGUGGUGUGCAGGGGGGGUUGAGCAGUUGUUGCAUCAUCUGAAGCUGUGCUUGGGAAGAGCUGGGGGAGAGGAAAUUAAAGUUAAACCCAUAUCACAGAAGAAAGAUCUCGCUUCAGGUCUUUUCCUCCUUGGUAACAUGCUGUGCUGGGUGUGAGGUGCUGGGAAACAUGACACAGCAGGUCCCUGUGCAGUCGUGUGGGGCCGUUGACCCACUGGUGCCUGACUGAGCGGGCCCAGCUUGAGUCCUCGCUUGCCGACGGCUUCCUUCUUUGUCAGCACUUGAAGAUGCUCUGAUGUUCCCUGGCAGGUUCUGUGACUUAGGGACUUGAUGCCUGGGGAGGUGAUUUUCCCGGUGUCAAAUGGAAAGUCAGAUUUUUGUUGUUAAUUUGGUGCUGUUUUUCUUUUUGUCCUGUCCCUUGAUAAUCAGGUUGAAAUAAUGGAUUGUUUUCUGUUUCCAGAAACCCUGCAACACACCUCAGUAGCCUUGGCUUGAAUGGACUUAGUUAUGAUUCACACAGAUAUAAAUAACAGUAGAAUUUGGCCUACUGCUUUACGUUGUAUAUUCAUACACAUAUAUAUACAUGUAUAUGCACAUAUGCUGAGAAAAGUUAUGUAAUUAUUUUGAAAUAGAAGUAACAUUUUUCUUUUAUUAAUAGCUGGAUUUAAAGGAAGGUCAUCUACUGUAAUUGUGCCGGCAAUACAAUUUAAGUAUCUGUUUUGUAGUGUUAUUUAUAAUACUGCAAUUUGUCUUUUGUAAUAAAAAUAACCAAAUGUUGAAGUUAAAGUAUUCAUCUCUCUUUCCCCCUCCCCCUUUUCAGUAUGGUGUAUGAAUAGAAGUGUAAGGACACAGCAGCAAAUGUCUUCCUGAAUAUUGUAGAUGAUGAGUAACAAGGAAGCAAUCACUGAUUGUUCCAAUGGAGGUGGUUUAAGAUAAAUAGCUCUCUUAUAUUUUAUUAAAAAAAUUCUGUAUGAAUCUUACUAUAAAUAAGUUUAUCUGCCUCAAUACUUUUCACACUAGCUGACAUAAUAAUAGUAGGAACGAGGAGAUCACAUAUUAUUACUUGACCAUCAGAACAGCAAGAUGGGAUUUGGAGGUAUAUUUCAAUGCAUAUUUUGAAAUCUUCUUACGUUCUUUAUGCAGUGUUCCACUGAGCUGGAUCACUGUCUUCUAGUAUUGUGGAGUUUUAAUUCCAUGUUGAAUGAUACAGAGAAUAUUAAGCUGUCUAAACUCUUAGAAUAUUUUCGAUUCAAUGGCAGGUUGAGUGGUUUGAUUUUGCAGUCAUGCAGUACUGAAUUUUUCAGUUCUUGCAGCAGAGAACUUGAUCUUUUGCAGUAUUAAAAGCAAAUGAUUAUUUGCCACAAAGUAGUGACUGUGUGAGACUGAAGUCAUCAAACAGAUAAGGGGGUGAAGGCAUGCUAUAUAAAGGCACAAUUAACAUUAUUUAUUUCCAGUUAAACAGAAUGUUUGAAUUUUUCACAGCUGGAUUUCUGCAUUGUGUCUGCAUGGUGGCCAUAUUAAAAACAUUAAAAUUGUUGGAAA